Molecule: messenger RNA, 5619 nt
Organism: Durio zibethinus
Lineage: Eukaryota; Viridiplantae; Streptophyta; Magnoliopsida; Malvales; Malvaceae
Product: lysine-specific demethylase ELF6-like
Biological process (GO): regulation of gene expression; chromatin remodeling
Cellular component (GO): chromatin; nucleus
Molecular function (GO): histone H3K4me/H3K4me2/H3K4me3 demethylase activity
Source: RefSeq, a predicted model, not a curated record
ACAGCACCAAAAAUCGUACGGUCCACACAAUUUGCAUCAACCUACUGUGCACGUUUGCCCAUUUUCACACUACCCUGCUAACUUGCACAGAAUGAGUUAAUCAAAUCCUAUCCUUCUUUCUCUUUCUCUGUUCUUUGCCGCUUGUGAAGAGUACUGUCAAGAAUUUCAAGCGGCUCCCAAGGUUUUUUUUUUCUUCCCCCAUUUCUUGGAUAGAAUUUUCACUCAAAAAGUUUAACUUUUAACCUUAAAAGUUUGCAACUGUAUGUAGUUUCUGUUGAAGGAAACAAGGAAACAAGAAAAACCCAUGUUAGCAAACAUGUAAAAAGCAUUGAAUCUGGGUUUUAGAGAAUUAGGUUUUUGUUUUUUUAUGCUUUACUUUGUAACUACCAUGAACAAUGUAUGGUAAUGGUUUAGCUUUUGAUUGGUUUAUUUUGUUGUUGUUUUGAAUCUUUGUUGUAAAUGGGAAAUUUGGAAAUACCAAAAUGGCUUAAACGGUUGCCAUUGGCACCUGAAUUUAGGCCAACUGAUACUGAGUUUGCUGACCCCAUUGCAUAUAUAUCAAAGAUUGAGAAAGAAGUUGGUGCUUAUGGUAUUUGUAAGAUUAUCCCACCAUUGCCAAAACCAUCAAAAAAGUAUGUUUUUGACAACUUGAAUAGGUCUUUGUCCAAGUGUCCAGAAUUAGGAAGUGGUGUAGAUGUAUCAAAGAAUGUUGGUUCUGUUUUAAGUUCUGGGGAUACUGGUGUCGAUGAGGGGGAAGGAAGGGCAGUGUUUACGACUCGGCAUCAGGAGUUGGGACAAAGUGGGAAGAGAAUGAAAGGGGUGGCUAGUACUCCACAAUUUGGUGUUCAGAAGCAAGUGUGGCAAAGUGGGGAGAUUUAUACAUUGGAGCAGUUUGAGUCCAAGUCAAAGACUUUUGCAAAGAAUUUGUUGGGUGUGCUUAAGGAGGUAUCUCCAUUGCAUAUAGAGGCAUUGUUUUGGAAGGUGGCUUCAGAAAAGCCUAUAUAUGUGGAAUAUGCUAAUGAUGUCCCUGGAUCAGGUUUCGGGGAACCAGAGGGUCAAUUUCAGUAUUUCCAUAGGAGGAGAAGGAAGAGGAUGUCGUACAGGAGGGAAAUCUCUGAUUGCAAGAAAGAUCAGAUACAUACUGUAAAGAAUUCACAUAUUGAUGAGAUUAAAAAUAGUUCUGUUAAAAGUGAUCCGGAUACAUGUUUAGAAACACCAAAGUCAUCUACUUCAUUGUCAACCAUGGCAUCAGAUGGAAAUUCUCAUUCUAAACAGAAGAGCGGAAAUGCUAGUAAUGAUAUAGAAGGUACUGCUGGUUGGAAGCUUUCAAACAGUCCUUGGAACCUUCAAGUGAUUGCUCGCUCAGCUGGCUCACUUACACGUUUUAUGCCUGAUGAUAUUCCUGGCGUUACUUCUCCCAUGGUUUACAUUGGGAUGUUGUUUAGCUGGUUUGCCUGGCAUGUUGAAGAUCACGAGCUUCACAGCAUGAAUUUUCUUCAUACUGGCUCUUCAAAGACAUGGUAUGCUGUUCCUGGGGAUUAUGCAUUUUCUUUUGAGGAAGUUAUCCGCACUGAGGCUUAUGGUGGUAAUAUUGACCGCUUAGUUUCCUUAUUACCAGCUGCUCUGUCAUUACUGGGUGAGAAGACAACUCUUCUAUCACCUGAGUUGAUUGUCGCAUCUGGCAUUCCUUGUUGUAGGUUAAUACAGAAUCCUGGUGAAUUUGUUGUGACUUUUCCAAGAGCCUACCAUGUAGGAUUCAGCCACGGUUUUAAUUGUGGGGAAGCUGCAAACUUUGGAACUCCACAGUGGCUUCAAGUAGCUAAAGAAGCUGCAGUUCGUAGAGCUGCUAUGAACUAUCUUCCAAUGCUUUCUCAUCAGCAGCUGCUAUACCUUUUGACCAUGUCUUUUGUCUCAAGGGUGCCAAGAUCCUUUCUACCAGGUGCUCGGAGUUCUCGUUUGAGAGAUCGCCGGAAGGAAGAAAGGGAGGUGUUAGUGAAGAAGGCUUUUAUAGAAGAUUUGUUAACUGAAAAUAAAUUGUUAUCUGUUCUUCUUAAAAGAGGAUCAACUUAUCGUGCAAUAAUAUGGGACCCUGAUUUACUACCUUAUACAAGCAAAGAUUCUGAAUUGCCCAGUGGACCUGCUACAGUUUCUACAAAACUGCAAGAAAAUGUUUCCAAUAGUCAUUGUGAAAAUAAUUCUAAUCAAAAUAAUCUCUUGGAAGAGAUGAGCUUGUACAUGGAAAAUAUGAAUUAUUUAUAUUUGAAUGAUGAUUUGACAUGUGAUUUUCAAGUUGAUUCUGGGACAUUGGCUUGUGUGGCUUGUGGAAUUCUGGGUUAUCCAUUUAUGUCUGUGGUACAACCAUCUGACGGAGCAACAAUGGAACUUCUAUCUGCAGAUCAUCUUUCGAUUCAAGGUCCAACAGUUUUGGAACCUAAGAAUGCUCAUUCAUGUCCUGGUCUCAAUCACCCUGUUGAGGACUCAAUUUCAGACAAUGUCAAUCAUGUUGCUGAUCUAUCUCAACCCUACAAGGAUGUGCCAGCAACAUCAAUAACUAAGUUUUCUGAAGGAUGGGACACUUCUAACAAAUAUCUGAGGCCUAGGAUUUUCUGCCUGCAGCAUGCUGUUCAAGUUGAGGAGCUUUUGCAGUCCAAAGGUGGAGCUAAAAUUCUGGUAAUUUGCCAUUCAGACUAUCAGAAAAUAAAGGCACAUGCAGUACCUCUAGCGGAGGAUAUUGGUAUCCCUUUCAAUUACAAUGAUGUUCCAUUGGAUGCUGCAUCCCAGGAGGAUCUAAACUUGAUCAGUUUUGCAAUUGAUGAUGAACAUGAUGAAAUUGGAGAGGACUGGACCUCAAAACUUGGUGUUAACUUGCGGUUUUGUGUCAAGGUCAGAAAGAACUCUCCCUUUAAGCAAGUUCAGCAUGCACUGCCAUUGAGUGGACUUUUCUCUGAUAAAUGUAGCAGUUCAGAGUUAUUUAACAUCAACUGGCGGUCGAGAAAAUCUCGUUCAAAAGGUAAGCUAAACCAUCCAUCAGCACCCUCUAAACCAUGUGAAAGUGUUGAAAUGAAAGUGGAUAAAAAAUUGGCGGAAAAGAUAGAUGGCAACAUUACUAAAAAUGAGCCGAAAAUUAUUCAGUAUUCAAGAAGGAAAAAAGGAAAACCAGAUUACUCUACUGGAGCAGGUGAGGGCCUUGAACUUUUGAAGGAUGACCCACCAAGAGAAGAUUCUUCUGCUGCAUGUCAACUUCUUGAUGAACAUGGUGGAAAUAAAUCCAAGAUAAAAUUCAAAAGCGAGUCUGCUAUAUUAUUUUCAUCUUUAUCUACCAAGUCAUCUCAGGCACAGCUUGAGAUCCAGAAUACCAUAGUUGUUGAAGUUGUACAAAAGGAUCAGAGCAAAGUUUUGAAGGAGUCAGAUGGUGAAGCGUGUAGUUUGACAGCCUUUGCUAGUUCUCAAAAGCAAUGUGAGAUCAAGAUUAUGCAAAGAGCCAGUGAGAAUGAUGAGAUGUCUCCUUCUAACGAGUGUUCUAAAUGUUGUCUUGUUGCAGCUGAUGAAAGAUUUGUGGAAAAUACUGCCACUGUUAGUGAAAUUUGCAAUCCAGUUUCUGAAGGACAGUUUGAGGAACUGGCUGCCAGGUAUGAUUUGAUAAAUCUUUCUAAUUUAGCAAUUUUACAUUCUGCUCAGCCAUCUGCUGGAAGAUUUGAUCCAGGAUUGGAGGACAUAACUGUUGAGAAAUCUUGUAUGAACGAAGGGAUUUGUUCUUGUAUGACAUCUGAUAACAAAAUGCAGCAAGAAACUGAGGCUGCCAGCAGAAAUAACAAUGAGGGCAUUUUAGGUCAUAAUAAAGUAAUAAAUAAAACUAAUUUGGGUUCAAAGGAUUUCUCCAGUGGUGUAUCUUUGGGAAAUGAAAUGCAGCACAAAACCAACACUGGAAGUGGAAGUCAGUUUGAGCCUUUUUUUAGUUCUCCCACCCUGACUAAGGGGCCUAGUACCAUUACAGUGGGACAUAGAUCUGAAGUUCCAACAGAGCCCUGUGCUGCUGCAGAUUCAUGUGAUGGUGCAAUUUCUAAGAACAAAGCACAGAAGCAGGAAAUCCUGAUAAAUGCAAGCAAGGAAGAACUUCUCUGUGGUUCUAUUAUGCCAAUGGAAUUUGAUCGGCCUACUAGUCUCUCAGUGGAAGAAAAUUCUGUAAUUUCUAAGAAUCCUUGUGCCAAAAAAGACCCGCAUGCUGAUGUGACCUUCAAUGUUGAGGAGUUGCAAGAAAUUGGAGCUACAAAAGGAACCAGUGGAGAUGAAGUUAUCGCUUGUUCCCAUUUGCCAAUCAAAGACAAGCAGCCCACUCCCAUUGUGAUGGAAGCUUGCUCCGAGGUUCAAAGGGAGAGCAGUUCUCAAAAGAAGUCUUGUACGGAUGCUACUGCAGAUGAUGGCAGACAUGAAAAUGAUAUUAGAAAUGAAAGAAACGAGGAAGAAUCUGUUUCUUGCUGUGUUACACCUAUAAAUCAGACUACUAUUCCAAUCCAAAAGUACUCGAGAACUCAUAGAGAGAGUCAUGCUACUGUGAAUGUGGAUGUUGAUGUUGAUGGGGAAGUUUGUUCAUCGGUAGAUUAUAGAGAUCUUCAGUCUGCUGUGACAAAUUGCAGAUCAAGUGCCAUGAAUGGGAGAAAGAGGAAGAGAGAACUGGAGGAAGCAUCUGAAAAAGAUGGCGACAAUGGCUUUAUUAGAAGUCCGUGUGAAGGAUUGAGGCCAAGGGCUCAGAAAGAUGCAACAAGCAGUGUUAAUGAAGGCAAAAUAUCUCAGGAAGUGCUGCCAACAGAAGAGACUAGGAAACCUUCAAUUCAUACCCAGAGUAAGAAAGUAAUUAAAAAGGGGUCUCAUAGAUGUGACCUGGAAGGCUGCCAUAUGAAUUUUGGGACAAAGGAAGAGUUGAGGUUGCACAAACGCAAUCGGUGCCCAUAUGAGGGUUGUGGAAAGAAGUUCCGCUCCCACAAAUAUGCAAUCCUACAUCAACGAGUCCAUGAGGAUGAUAGGCCCCUCAAGUGCCCAUGGAAAGGUUGUUCCAUGUCAUUCAAGUGGGCAUGGGCUAGGACUGAGCAUAUACGGGUGCACACUGGAGAACGACCUUAUCAGUGCAAGGUUGAAGGCUGCGGCCUUUCUUUCAGGUUUGUGUCAGAUUUUAGUCGACAUAGACGAAAAACAGGGCAUUAUAUGGACUUUUCAGCCUGAAAGUUUGUCAUUAUAGUUAGGUUCCAUCUAUAAUGUAUGGGCGAGUAGCUCUGGGGCCGAAAGAGGUGUACAGAAUCAUGUACAAACUCAGGGAUUCUGACUAGGUAGAGGUUAGAGCUAGAUUGAUCCUUUUGUAAGUGGGCAUUCUCCAAUCAUUUGAAUGCAGUUAUAGUGGGAAAUCCUUCUCAUCAAUAGUCUGUGUGGAUUGUUGGUAGAGACUUUUAGUUUUAGCGAUUAGGAUUCAAAUUCUUACAAUUUCUAGUUAAAAAAAUUCAUAAUUUUUUUUUUCUUUCUCUGGAUUGUUCCACGGUAAUCCCUUUUGGAUAGAAUCACUAAUCCCCAAACAGGAAUUAUUGGCAGGAGUUCAAUCUCCCCUCUUUCAUAGAUUUGCUAGUUUCAUCU